AAAAAAUAUUUUAAAAGCUUUGGAAUUCCUGUAACUUUUCUGAUGGAAAAAAGACAGAAUUGUAUUUUAUUGCAAGUAAAAGGAAUGUUUUUUUUAUUUAAAGACAUGUGUCGCUUCAUUACUUUCUGUUUCUUUAGAUAAAAACCAGAAAAAAACGCAAUGUCGACUAAUAACACUUGGAAUGCUACUACAUCAAAUAACAGUUCUAGUAUCGUUAACCCAUUGCUUCUGAAUUGUUCAAACUACAACCCAGAAUUGCAUAAAAAUUUGACAUUUCCAAGUCUGCCAUACCGUUCUAGGUCAUGGGUUGUGUGCUCGGUCACGCAUGCUAUUGGAUUGGUUGCGUUUAUAUACCUAUGUAUUGUGAUCGUGAACUAUGAGCUCCAAUGUCGAAAAGAAAGACGAAGAAAAAUCGCUGAAACGGUCAGUAAGCAUGUAUUGUAUGGAAGAAUAUUCUCUCCGAUUAUAUCAGUCUUGACCAUUACUGUAAUACUAGUUGAUGGUAUUGACAUCUUCCUGGGCACCAAGAGCGACGUUGCAUGUCGUAUUUACAACCAUACUGGCUUGGUAAUGUGUUGGGCAGUGGAAACUCUAUUCUACGUCAGCCUUUGGUCGCGACAGAUGUUUCUAUACACCUCCAGUCCGUAUACGUUUUUCAAAGGCAAAAAGCUGUAUGUGUUUAACUACCUUUUUUUGUUUUUCAUGCUAGCAGGGAUAUCCGGCGUCAGAACAAUUAGUCACGUAACACCAGUUUUUCACGGGCCGGUUGGGUGUUGUUUUGGGAGAAUCAGUGUUGCAGAAUCCGAAAUAAUGUUGGCGCUAAUGUGCGUUAGAGGUUUUAGCCAAGUGACCCUGCUUUGUCUUAUGUUGUACCCCCUAAUUACUUCACGUAAAAUCUCCCCUGAUAUUGUAUCAGAUAACGCAAUGCGUAAAAAUAUUCGAACAACAAGACAAUUAAUUAAACGGGUCGUGAUUAGCACUACCGGGUGCAUAUUCACAGACGCUUUAGGAGCUGUGCUGAUAUACGUUGUACACGAUGAAUAUACACUUUUAUCUCUCGCCACUGUACUACUAUCUAAUGUUUUCGGAUGUUAUGUGUUCAUGAAUUUGGCUUAUGUAGACUGGAGAAAGCGUUUACUGUUUCGCACUAACUAA
Molecule: messenger RNA, 1155 nt
Organism: Ciona intestinalis (vase tunicate)
Lineage: Eukaryota; Metazoa; Chordata; Ascidiacea; Phlebobranchia; Cionidae
Source: RefSeq, a predicted model, not a curated record